AUGACGUUGUCUGACGCAGAAUCAGACUCUCAGAGACCGAGAGCCGGGGGGCCUCGGAGCCGGCCAGUCCAGCGCCAGAUCCCCGUCUGCAGCGGAGCCGGGGGCCCUCUCAUCCCGGGCCAUCUCAGCCGCAUCUCUGCCGCCUUCCAGCCAGUGGAGAGGCCCUUCCCACCUAGGGGGCUGGUAGGAGGAGGUGUGCAGAUCCGGACGGCUAUGGAGGAGAUCUUGUGGCCCCAGGGAUGGGAGGACGGAACGGCUGGUCCAAGGGGAAGAGUGAGGGCUGGCGAUUCACAGGCCAUGAAUGACCAAAACGGGAGAUCUCCCAACCUCAGGGAUGGGCGAAGGCCAAAGCUGGGGCAGGCCGUUGGGGCACGGUCCAAGCACGGCUCUGGGCCCGACUUCUCCUCCACUCGUCCAACAGGUGUCAGAGAGAGAGUCCUUCGGGGGAACGCGAUCAAAACAAUCGAGGAUGGGGUCUUUGCUGAGCUUCCUCACCUGGUGGAGCUAGACCUUUCCAGCAACCAAAUGGCCGAGCUGCCUCCGACACUGUAUGAGGGCCUCCACGACCUCCAGAUGCUGAACAUCUCGGCCAAUCCUCUGAAGGAGAUCCCUUUGAACCACUUUGACAAUCUCUCCCACCUGCAGUCGCUGAGCAUGAAGGGCAUGGAGAUCCCCAACAUUCAAUCCAUGUUCCAGAAACUGGGCAACCUGUCUUACAUCUACUUCGACCACUUCCAGUACUGCAGUUACGCCCCCCACGUGCGCAGCUGCCAGCCCAACACGGACGGCAUCUCGUCCCUGGAGAACCUCCUGGCCAACCUGCUCCUGCGGGUCUUCGUCUGGGUCAUUGCCUGUGCCACCUGCCUGGGCAACGUCUUCGUGGUCUGCAUGCGCACCCUCAUCGUGCCCGAGAACUUCCAGCACGCCAUGGCCAUCAAGUGUCUGUGCUGUGCCGAUUUCCUCAUGGGAGUCUACCUGUUCUUCAUCGGCGCCUCGGACCUGCGCUACGCCGGCGAGUACAACAAGCACGCCCAGGCCUGGAUGGCCAGCCCCCAGUGCCAGGCCGUGGGCUGCCUGGCCAUGCUGUCCUCCGAGGUCUCCGUCCCGCUCACCUACGUGACCCUGGAGAAGUACGUCGGCAUCGUCUUCCCCUUCAGCCACUACCGGGCCGGCCGCCGGCAGACCCUGCUCACUCUGGUGGCCAUCUGGCUGGUGGGCUUCACCAUCGCCGUGGUGCCCUUCUGGAGUCGGGCCUUCGGCAACUACUACGGCAGCAACGGUGUCUGCUUCCCCCUCCACUUCGACACGCCCGACAGCGCCAUGGCCCAGCACUACUCUACGGCCAUCUUCCUAGGGGUCAACCUGGUCGCCUUCAUCACCAUGGUGAUAGCCUACAGCAGCAUGUUCCACUCGGUCCGGGUGUCCCGGGCCCGCUCGGCAAAGCCCAGCUCCUUUGCUCGGGAGGUCUCUAUCGCCAAGCGCUUCUUCUUCAUUGUCUUCACUGACGCCCUCUGCUGGCUUCCCAUCUUUCUCCUGAAGCUGCUGUCGCUGCUGCAUCUGGAAAUCCCAGGCACGGUCACCUCCUGGGUGGUGAUCUUCAUCCUGCCCAUCAACAGCGCCCUGAACCCCGUCCUCUACACCAUCACCACGACGCCCUUCCAGGAGAAGCUCAAGCAGUGUCUGCGGCGCGACGGCCGCCCCCCGGCUUCCUCCCGGGCCGCCGAGCCCAGCUUCGCCCUGGUGCCGCCCGGCCCAGACCUGUUGCAGCCCUCGCCUUCCCCCCCAGAUUCUCCCCGCCGGCCACCCUCGGGUGCCCCUGCAGGCCACCCCUGCCACAGGCAGCCCAGCCCUCCGUUCAUCUUCUCCCCGCCUACAGGCGCUAUCCGGGCCACUCCAGCCACAUGCCCCUUCACUGUGCCCACCGUGCCAAUUUGCCCCAACCUGUGCCAUCCUGGUCUCAAUCCUCCCUCCCUCUCCUCCCCAAAACAGGACAGCCACAUGGGCUGA
Molecule: messenger RNA, 2007 nt
Organism: Sarcophilus harrisii (Tasmanian devil)
Lineage: Eukaryota; Metazoa; Chordata; Mammalia; Dasyuromorphia; Dasyuridae
Product: relaxin receptor 1-like
Biological process (GO): G protein-coupled receptor signaling pathway
Cellular component (GO): membrane
Molecular function (GO): protein binding; protein-hormone receptor activity; G protein-coupled receptor activity
Source: RefSeq, a predicted model, not a curated record